Molecule: messenger RNA, 2276 nt
Organism: Nematostella vectensis (starlet sea anemone)
Lineage: Eukaryota; Metazoa; Cnidaria; Anthozoa; Actiniaria; Edwardsiidae
Exons: 9
Coding region: 1036-2139 (367 amino acids)
Source: RefSeq, a predicted model, not a curated record
AACUUUUGGUGUUAUUCAAACUCGCUCGGCCGCUUUUUUAGAGACUGAGACUAGGAGCUGUGUAACCUGGCAAAUUACAAAUGGGUUUUCUCUGAGCUAUCCAAGAUGGCGGACGAAGAGCGAUUAUUUUUGGAAAACAGGGCUAUUUAACCUGAGAUUUCUGCUUAUAGAAGCGAAAAAUACCUAUUUUUCUCAUCAAAUACCCCUGUAGGGGCUAGAUCUUUCUUCUGCCAGCCUAACUUGUGGAAAAAAGCCCUCGUAGGUAUUUUAAUCGACUACGUCCUUGUGUGAUCCUGAUGCUGAAGAGUACAGAAACACCCGAAGGACGAGAAGCUAAGUAUUCCUUUCUAAUAUUUCCGUUUUUUGUUUGUAUAAUUUUGGCGCAAUUCUUAUCUAGAUAAUCUUCACGGGUUGUUUUUUGGGGAUCAUCUUGCAGAAUCUCGGUAAACUUAGGCGGGAAGAGGUUCAAAAGUUUAGUCGUCUCGUUUGCUUGUUCAUGAUAGAUAUCUACUAAAAUGAUGGUGCAAGGGUAUUUGACAAAUUUUUCACAAGGUCCUCCAUUGAAAAAACAAAGAUUGGCUUACAUGCUACCUCAAGUCCGUGAAAUCGGGCUGUGUGAUUCUCGGGACUCGAGAAUCGGAGAGCUCGAGAAUCAGCUGUCAGAGCUAAAACAUCGACUCGCUGAUGUUGUCAAAGAGAGAGAUGGCAUGAGAAAGGAGCUAGGCAAGGAAAAAAGCCCUUUCUUCAGCCGAGAAAGCCUUUUUGUGACCUUGAGCCAAAAGCUCAAUUUCACAAAAAGUCAGAGAUUAAAAAAUGGCUUGAGAAGCAAUUUGAGAAGCUUCCAACAGAUUGGAAAGUUGUUGAGGUUUGUUUAGAAUUUUUGUACACAUGGAAACAACCUAAAUUUACCAAUUCUGUUAUAAUGGCAUUUGUUUAUCAUAAAAUGUUUCCUUAUCUCUAGGUUCAACUUGAAGUUGGUCAGUUUUGCCCUACAUUUCAAUGUUUCCUUAUCUCUAGGUUCAACUUGAAGUUGGUAUGGUCAGUUUUGCCCUACAUUUCAAUGAGAGGGUUGAGCCUGAGGAGAUUGACCAUAAAAAGAUCCAAAGAGCUCUCAAGGCCAAAGAUGAUGGUGAUGUUUCUGACUCAGCAUACCAUGAGCUAAAGAUGGUAGCUGGGUCCAGCUUGCCAUCACUGUAUGGGAUACAGAAAGAGAGAAAAGCUCAAAAUGCAAUCAUUCCUAUUACAGAAUUUGAAGGGAAUGCAAAAGGAUGUUCAAGAUCCAUCAAGGACAUUCUAAGUUAUAGUUCAGAUGUCAUUGGAAAUGCAGGGGGCAAUGUUAUAACCCUUCGGUUUUCUGGUGAUGGUAGAAAAACCACCAAAAAACUCGGGAGUGUUAUGACAACCUUCUGCUUUCCAGCAGAAAACUCUGUUAAAAGAAGCCCAGAAAGGGAAUACUGUAUAUCUAUAUAUGAUGGCAAGGAGUCAUAUGACAUCCUAAAGGCGACCUUGAGAGGGGUUUUUGAUGAGAUGAAGGCCCUAGGGAGAACUGGCAUUCUUGUUAAUGGCCUUGAAUACACUAUUGAUUGGGUGAUGGAGGAAUGUAGGAAGUUCCAUCUGAGGUCGACAGGCACCAAGGACUUCCUACGUGCCACACUCAAGGAUCAUCUUGACCGCAACAACAUAGUGUUUGAGCCAUCGUCCACUCCCACUUGUGAGAAAACAGUUCUUAGCAUAUCAGAGCUGACACAAGUGUGGAAAAGUUUGAUGGUCCUCACUGAUGCUCUUGGGGCAAAUCCUGGAGAUGAAGCAUAUCUUCGAGCAGAUGCUUUUCAAGAAAAGGCCCGCCAAUGGGGAACCAAAUUUAGAAAAGCCACGUUUGAUGAGGAUGUAAUUCCAUAUAUACAUGUUCUUGUUUAUCAUGUCCCCCAAUUUUUGGAGAUUCAUGGCACGAUCCACCAGUUCAAUUGCCAGACAGUGGAAAAGAAAAACCACAUGCAGAACAAGACAUUCCACAGGGGUAGCCAGAAAGGGGGGAAAAAUAGCAACUACACUGUACAGAUCAUGGAGAGGGAAAACAGAAAACUGUUCAGUAGGGAAAAUAAUUUGGAAAGGGUCAAGAGAAAAUAUCAAAAGCAGUGAAGACAAAGAAAAAAUGUAUUUAUUUAUUUAUUAUAUUUUUGGUGCUAUUUAUUACUGUUGUAAAUAUCACUAUUUAUAACUUGUAUAACUAUUUGUACCCACAUUAUUAUAUAAAGGCAUUAAAACCAUCAAAACAA